AACCACAAUCAUUGCAUUCUUCUUUCGGAAAUUAAAAACCCUAGAUUUCAUUUUUUGAAGAAUUUCGAUUACAACGAAGAUCAAGAUCGUCUCUACAUUUCUUAAUCACCUGCUUUCAGAUCGGUUAUCCGCUCCAUGGUUCAUAUUCUGGAGAUGAAAGGUGAUGACGCCACUUGCAAUUCGUCGUGCUUCCAGAAAACGAUUAUUGAAAGGUGAUGUUGAGAGAUUGGUGGCUGAUUAAGUGCCCGGACGAAUUUGAAGGGAAACGAUUUGGUGUUGCUGGUACCGAGCUCAUGGCUUCCACAGAACGACGGGCUAUGCGUGUGUUUACAUCUGCCCCCAUUGUUAAAGCCGUUGAUGUUUGGACUCUUGAAACAUCUGAUGGGAUCUGCAUCCUCCUCAAAGGUUUGAUUAACAAAGAACGAUCUGCAAAUGGUGGAUUUAGCCCCGAGAUUUUCAGUCAUUUCAUCUUCGGAUUUCCUCCUCGUUGGGAAGAAAUUAGUAACAAAUGCUUUAAAGGAGAAUCCUCUAGUGGAGCUGGAACUGACUCUGUGACUCUGAGGAUUCAUACAGCUGAUCGUCUCAUGUCGACGCCAUGUAAGAACAAAGAAAGUCCACUAGAAAGCAAAAUUAAAAUCGGUAUUGGUGAGAAUAACACAGCAAAGGCUAAUGAUGAAGAUAGCACUGAUGACAAGUCUGGAUCACCCGAGUUGAAAAUGGCUGUGCCAAGAGAAAAAUCAGGAGACAUGAUCAGAAACACACGGACUGGUAACACUGCGCCUCCUGUUACAUCAGAAGAGGUCAAAGUUGAACAAAAUACAGUGAGAAAAUCUUCACGCUUGCAAUUAAAAUCAAGCGAAAACGACACAGAGAACGGAAGGAAAAGCGAUACAGCUAAAGUCUCGAAUCCCUCUUACUGUGGAGAGCAUUCCAACUCUUUGCCGACAGUCCCAACACCAAUCAUGGCGACAAGUAAUGGAAAUUUUGAUGAGGCUAAGACUGUUGAUGCAGAGAAUGAUGAUAGAGAUGGAUCUGUGGAUGACGUGGUAUCAUCUGAGGUCGCCACUACUGUUCCAGGAGAAUCUUCAGCUUCCCAAGUUGAUGGAUUUGUUAAAAGACAUACUGAUCCAGCAAGCAAAGAAAAAAAGCUGAGGAAGUGUUCUACCGAAGAGUCUGAAAGUUCGGGACAGUGUAGAGUUAAAGGUAAGGAAACAAGGGCAUCUCCAUGUUUGCAAUCAAAAGAAAAUGGAAGGACAGCCGAGUUUGCAAAGAGAGAGAACCCGAAUAAAGCGACCAAGUCUGUCAAAAGCGAUGGUAAGGUUAGGGCUUUGAAUCACUCUAAGAGGAAAGGUGAAAGUAAAGAGAAAUGUGUCCAGGAUGAAGACUGGAGGAGGAUCAACUUUGACGUGGAGGCAACUCCGGGUAAACAAGCAAGAAAAGAGAAGACAGCUUUCGUAUCUCCUGAAUUGUCAAGCACUAAACGGUCAAGAUCAGGAAGAUUGCUCGUGUCAACUUUAGAGUUCUGGCGCAAUCAAGUUCCAGUCUAUGAUGCGGGCCGUAAUAUCAUUGGAAUAAAGGAACGCAUCGACGACACAAGUCCAGUUAGUAGAGGGAAAGGAUCAGAGUCUGGAAGACGAAGAAGAUAAAGACAACCACAAAGCAACCAGCCGAGAGUAAUGUACUUCCGUAUGAUGUUGUUUUUUUAGGAUCCAAGUAAGUAGCCAUCACCUCUCCAAAAGUACAGUUAGUCAUAAGGAUCUGCGAUUUUUUUUCUUUAAUUUAAAUGUAAACUGCUUUGUAUUCUUUUGUCCCUAAAGCCACAUAAUAAUGGGUUAUGAAUCUUACAACAAGCAA
Messenger RNA from Tarenaya hassleriana, 1854 nucleotides. RefSeq lists its product as uncharacterized. The transcript has 9 exons. NCBI's taxonomy places the organism in Eukaryota, Viridiplantae, Streptophyta, Magnoliopsida, Brassicales, Cleomaceae. The coding region runs from base 216 to 1646 and encodes 476 amino acids. The record is from RefSeq and is a predicted model, not a curated record.